AUGGUCACAAAACUUUCAGGCGGGGACUUAUUAACUUAUGCGAAAGACUUUAAGACAGUAGUUAGUACGUUCAAUAUCGGUCGAACCAAUCAAGUCCAAGUGACACGUCCGGAAGAAAGUCUUGGUUCGAAAACUCCUAUCUCUGAUUUAUACAACACGGAAGAUCAAGCAUUGCAUGCUGUAGUCGAAAAUACCAUCUUCCUGGGAGAUGAUAAUCAAGUUUUACAACACCUAGAGACUGCACAAGGAUCCGGUACCCUCAAAAUUUUUGCUGCUCCAAAUUUCAUGGAUACUGGAUCUGGAAUGCAAAGAGAAAAAUCUCGAAAAAGCAUUUAA
Molecule: messenger RNA, 336 nt
Organism: Funneliformis caledonium
Lineage: Eukaryota; Fungi; Glomeromycota; Glomeromycetes; Glomerales; Glomeraceae
Source: the annotation of a GenBank genome assembly